AUGUCCUCCUCCGCCUCCGGCGACCCUACGCAGCUGGACGGCCAGGCCCUGCUGGAGUUGCAGAACGCCUCCGCCUCUAAGAUUCAGAGACACUGGAAGGUUGCGCAGUUAAGACGUUUGGAAGCUCGAGAAUCGUUUUGCCGCACCCUGUCCACAUUAGUCCAGAAUGUGGACUGGAACUGUUUUGGGCCAGAUUCUGAUUUUCUUCGUCAACUGCUGUUCUUCUUCAAUGCAAAGCGAGGAGAGGAUGUUGACAUGCUUUGUAAAAUCUGCGACAUCCUUCUGCUCUACGUUAGAUCUGAUGGGACAUAUGUCGAUGGUACCAUACCGAUUGACAUUGAUGCUAACUAUUAUUUUGAUGUUGAUCUGCAAAGGCACAUAUCGACACUGUUUCAACACUUGGUUAAUGCUGCAGUUAGUGGUAUACUGAGCAUAGAUUUUUCCGAUUCAGCUGGCCUUUCAAGUACUGAGCUACAGAUUGUAGGAUCCAUCAGUUUUCUUCUUCAUGGCAUGUUGCACUCCAGUAUUACUGAUGGAAUAAUUACUGAGCUGGUGCAUACCACUGAAAUUGUUCCUGCACUAUGGAAUUUUAUAAAGAGCUGCCAUACAAACGAUAAAUGGCAGUUUUUUUCCAAGUAUUGUUCUCAAUUGCUUCCAGACGCUCCUGGUUGGCUAUUACCUUUGUCCAUUUUCUGUCCAAUGUACAGCCAUAUCUUACAGUUUAUGGAUAUUGUGGAAUUUAAGAAAUCUGAAAGAUAUGUUUCUCUUGAAGAUUUGCCGUCUCUUGUUUUCAUCUUAAAGGAGGCUUUAUGGGAACUUCUGUUGACUAUUCCUCUGCAAUCAUCUUCUUUACAGACGACAUGCAGUCCUCUAGAUAAUAAGAAAAUGUUGACUCAGAUUCUCAAGAGCAGUGUUACGAAUGGAUUAUGUGAAUUACUUAUACAGUUAGAGAAUUGGAAUAACAUGGACCAAUUUGUUCCUCCUAUUAGUUUCUGUUCUACAAAAGCUAUUAGUGAUGAGUUUGCCUCUCAGGCACUUAUUGUGGGAACACGUGAAGCAGAAAUUAUAAGGCUUGCUCCGUUUUUGGUACCUUUUGGCACAAGACUUGAGAUAUUUCAAAUUCAAAUAGUUUUUUUCAAUGAGCAUGGCAUGAAGGAAGCUGGAGUUGAUGCUGGUGGAAUUUUUAGAGAGUUCAUGAACAUUAUCACCGAGUCUGCAUUUAGUUUGGAGUCUGGCUUUUUCAAGGAAACAGCGGAUCAUUUGUUAUAUCCCAACCCUGAAUCGAAGUUGGCUCAUGCAGAUUGUCUGCAGUAUUUUCAUUUUCUUGGAGUUCUACUUGGGAAGGCAAUGUAUGAAGGGAUAACAGUUUGCUUGCCAUUUACAAUAUUCUUCUUAAGGAAGUUGAAACAGAAGGAAACAUUCUUUAAUGAUUUGUUUUCACUUGACCCAGAAUCAUAUCGCACUCUAGUGAAUAUGAAGGAUUCAGAUGAUCUCUCCUAUCUUUAUUUCAUUGCACCGGAUGGUAAAGAACUGUUUCCUGGCGGGGCAAGGAUGCAUGUUACUGCUCAUAAUGUUACUACGUAUAUGCAUCUUGUUGCCAACUACCAGUUAAACUGCCAGAACCGUGUGCAAACUGCACAGUUUGUGAGAGGUUUUCAACAACUUAUACCCAAAGAAUGGACUGAUAUGUUCAAUGAACAUGAAUUUCAGCUUCUCAUAUCCGGCUCUCUGAGCUUGAAUGUAGAAGACCUUCAGUUGAACACAAACUAUAGUGGAGAAUAUCAUAUGGAUCAUGUGGUUAUUGUUAUGUUCUGGAAUGUAUUAAGGAAAUUUAGUGGAUGUGAUCAAGAACGGUUUCUCAUGUUCGUAACCGGAAGUGCUCGUGGUCCGAUUAGGGGUUUUGGAACCUUGAAUCCGAAGUUUGGCAUCAAGAGUUACGGGGAUGAUCCAAGCCGACUGCCUUUAGCAUCUACAUGCUUUAAUCAGUUGCAUCUCCCUCCUUAUCAAACAGAGGAACAAAUGCAUGCAAAGUUGAUUCAAGCAAUAUCUUCGAAGUCAGGAUUUGAUCUAAUGUGA
Molecule: messenger RNA, 2076 nt
Organism: Lolium rigidum
Lineage: Eukaryota; Viridiplantae; Streptophyta; Magnoliopsida; Poales; Poaceae
Product: E3 ubiquitin-protein ligase UPL6-like
Exons: 20
Coding region: 1-2076 (691 amino acids)
Biological process (GO): protein polyubiquitination; ubiquitin-dependent protein catabolic process
Molecular function (GO): ubiquitin protein ligase activity
Source: RefSeq, a predicted model, not a curated record